Haemonchus placei is the source of this 306-nucleotide messenger RNA. NCBI's taxonomy places the organism in Eukaryota, Metazoa, Nematoda, Chromadorea, Rhabditida, Trichostrongylidae. The record is from the annotation of a GenBank genome assembly.
AUGAAUCUGGAUGGAAAUCGAAUACAUGGCGUCGAGAUUGUUUCAUUGGAACUUCCCAACGGUAUUUUAGGCGACAGCAGUGGGGAAGCGGAUGUUUCCAAGGACAACAACUAUGGUUACAGUGAACAGGGAAUGAAGGACCUCGAUGAGGUGAGCUACAGACAGCCCGGCUACUUGGGGAAUUAUGCUCGACCCAGGCAUGUCCCAGUGUACAUGUCCCAGUGUAUAGGUGUGCAUUACAGUAGUGAAGAUGGUGUACUUAGUCGAUCGACAAUAUCCGGGCUAAUAACGGCUUUGUUUGUGUAA